UGUUUACGGAAGUUGUUGAGGAAAACCCGUGUUAACUAGAUUUUUAUAUUUAUUAACAGUUUUAUUUCAAUAUUUCCGUUUAAUUUCAAUUAUAUGUUUCAUGAGGUAACACUGCUGGUGUUUGGCGAGGGGUAGCUUCAUUUAAACAUAAUAUUUCGAUGGAUAUCGAGGUCGAUAUAAUUGAGUUCAAAGUUCCUGUCGAAAACAACAAAACCAUUUUUAUUUGGGACAUUCAGCCGAUAUUUUCAGAGGCGUAUAUUUUUGAGUCCCUGUGGAAAGUGUAUUCAGCAUUUGGAGCUCUCUAUCUGGUGAAGGUUUGUCCCAAUGCCACAGUAGCUGAACCGGGCUUCUACGCACUGGUGAAGUUUUACUCAGCAAUUCAAGCGUCCAAAGCUCAGCGGGCCACUGAUAAACAAUGUCUUUUUCAAAACUCGCCUGUAAAGGUCAGACUGAGUACAAAACAAAAUCUCGCCUUUUAUACUCCUAAACCUCUGAGUCUUUCCAAAUGUCUGGACCUGGCCCAUCACUAUCUGGGCUUUAGUGGAUGGUCUACUCGCAUUAUAACUUUGAAGGAUCUCUCAAGUUGUGUGGAUGCUGGGUGUCCAGAAGAAAGAGACAGCCAGGGUGUGCUUUUGAAAUAUGGCUGCGUAGUAGAGUUGACUCUUAAACAGCAUGAAGUGAGCUGUCGCGGGGUUGGUGUGGCAGAAGAGAUCAUCGACAGUGAUCGGGACCCAGAGGAAAAGCUGAGAAAAAGAGGUACACUGAUGAAGCGAGCCAAAGACAAAGCUGUAGUGGGUGCCUUUGAAAAAGUGCUUCUCAUGGUCCUGGGAAAUGGAAAAAUAGCAAUUGAAUGCAAGUUUGAUCCAGAUGAGAUUCUUCCAGAGGAAAAUUCUGAAGGAGUCAUAAAGGUUAAUGACAUCCCUUGGAAUGAGUUAGAUGGUGCUGACAGUAAUACUGAAGAGGACUUCCCAUGGGACCUCACUGUGGAUGUCCCUCAGUGACACCUGCCUUUAGACCAGCUUUGCCUAUCCACAAGCAGCCAAUAUUUUCCAGAUAAGUGACAACCAAAAUAAAAAAGUUCCCCAUUUUGAACGAGAAAUUAGGUUUUGAGGGUUUGCCUUUGAUGGAGGGAAAUAUGCUGUAAAAAGCUUAGGUACUUUUGUGUAAAAAUGAAUGCUUUGCAAACAAUUCAGCGAAAACAGUGUUACAGUUUAACAAACAGUAUUUGUGUUACAAUGUGCUAAAGUGUCUGCUUCAUAUUUGACCAAAAUAACAAAGUAUGUUUUUAUAUAUAAGUUCCAGAGCUUUUGUGGCUGUGGUCUGAUUUAAGGCCGCAAGACAUGGCCAAAACUAAAACCCACUUAUAGAAACUAGAAUCCUGACAGCAGGAAUACAAGAGAAAACCUCAGAUUAUCAAAAAACGUGCAAACAUUUAAAAGUGACCGUAAUGUCACUGUGUUUCAAGCAAACUUUGUGGUUAACCUCAUGAUCUCAGUUCAACUGGCUGAACAUUUCACUUCUUUAUUUUCAUAAAAACACUUUUUGUUUUUUUGUGUGGCUGAUAUGUUGCAAUAAACUCAAGACACACCAUUGGUUUGAAUGUCAAGCCAGGUAUCAAUAAUAACUUAUAUUAAGUAACAUUAGCAUUGCCACCUUUGUUGGGCAUUUCAGUUGCAUAAUUAAAAAAUAUUUUUGUUUGUUUAAUGUUAUGGGUUAUAAUGUGUAAAAUAAAAUGUUUAAUGGGAGUAUACUGUAUUCUAACAGCGUGUGCCUCUCUCUCUCUGUUCAUCAUUUUUUAUUUUGUUGGCAGCUUUUUUUUGUAGAAGAUAUUUUGUUCUUGUCAGGUUCAGGAACAUUAGUAGUAUAGUAUCAGUAGUAUAACAUAUAUAGGGGUGGUUUAACGGACAGGGCUUAAGUCUAGUCCAAGACUAAACUGCAUGUUUGAGCUGCCUUAAUUUCAAAGCAACUUGCGUUCACAUAUCUUAAAAUGUAUCUGUGCCAUUGUUUUGUCUCGAGAUGCACACCAGUAAUGUUUUUUGUAAUGUCCUAAUAUAACUAAGGCCUAGUCCUGGAUUCAUCUAAAUACUUUUUCACUCCUGAAAAGUUGUGAAAUUGUUACAAAUUAGUUCUUUCUAGUUCUGCUCAUUUCUAAAAUAUUUAAUUGUUGAUCUAAGGAACCCUGUACCCUUUGCCAUCAGGUCAAAAAGUUUUUGAACACUAGGUGGCAGUGUUUCAUGCACCUAAAUUUGCACUUUGUUGCAUUGCAGCUUUACUAAGAAUUGAGCACCUUACUGUAAGCCACAGCAACAGUGGCAAAAAACUCCCUAAGAUGAUGGUG
This is a messenger RNA of Paramisgurnus dabryanus, 2338 nucleotides long. The record is from RefSeq and is a predicted model, not a curated record. Lineage: Eukaryota; Metazoa; Chordata; Actinopteri; Cypriniformes; Cobitidae.